This is a messenger RNA of Hylaeus volcanicus, 1752 nucleotides long. RefSeq lists its product as uncharacterized. The record is from RefSeq and is a predicted model, not a curated record. The transcript is spliced from 2 exons. The coding region runs from base 853 to 1578 and encodes 241 amino acids. Lineage: Eukaryota; Metazoa; Arthropoda; Insecta; Hymenoptera; Colletidae.
AGUAAUGUAAUAACUGAAUGCACUUCCUUACUUAUGUGGAAAUUACCUUAAAAAAAUUAGUAGUAUCAAAUCUCCCUCUGCUCGCGCCAUCGAACUGCAUAAAGCAUAAUUUUAACAUCCCUUAGAGUAAAUGACUUGUAUUAAAUACAUCGUAAUAAUAAUAAUCACUUUGUUCUGUCACUACACUUGCAAGUUUCACAAGGAAGCUCUUCUAUUUGGGCGCAUUGCACCUCGAUAUGUCAAAUUUUCAGUUUUAGCGAUAACAGCAAGCAGAAGCACAUGGUCGAUAUCUUAAGAGGGGAUUUGAAAUGAAACUGUAAGUAACGUUGAGAAGAAAACGGCUCGAAAGCUAUGGUUAAACCUACAACAAUUGCUACAUAUUCCUUCGACUAAUGAGAUAUGAACUGUGCUUACUACAAAUGCAGAAUAACAACGGUACACCAAGUAUUUGAAAGCUAAGUACCAUUCGACGAAAUGAUCUUAACAUAAGAAACAUCAGGGAACGUGGAGAAUAAUUCACAAGCUACCAUUACAGCGGCAAAAUGUAUAAUAUAUUGAUAGCGCUGGCGUAGCAUCUACGCAAUGGAAUUGACCAAUCGUUGGUACCACGUGAAAGUAUGCUAACAUCCCUCUGCUUUGCAUACAGUAUUCAUUACAGUGCUCUCCUCCGUGUAAAUUUUACAUUCAUAUUCGAGUCUAUCCCACGAUCAGAUCGCAUAAGAAUCGUUUGUUUAGUUACUUUGUUCCAAAAGUGAGGAACGCUUCGAGUCUUAGUUGCUUCUUUGCUGUCUCGAGUUGAUCUCGAAAUCCUUAUUGUUUUUAAAUAAUUUGCCGUGACAGUCGUGUCCCAUUAUGAUACGAAAUAUAACUCCAGAGAAGGCGAUAGCUUUUACUCGGUUAAGCGUAUCUCUAAAUGCUUAUUGGCCUCCAUCGCCAACAGCCACGAGGAUCCAAGUGCUUCGUUUCAAAGUCUAUAGAUUUAUAGCGAUGCUUAGCGUCGGGGUGCACCUGUUACCGCUAUCGUACUCGAUCUACGUGAACAUGAACGUUGAUGCAUAUACUGUCACCAAGGUGACUUGCUUCACCUCUGCUAUCGUACACAUCUUCGGGCAGUCAGUUCUGAGCUACAUCCAUUACGAUAGGAUUCAGGCGAUAAUUGCACAGAUGACAGACUUCUGUGCGAAAGCAAAGUCGCAGGAAAGAUCUGUCCUGCAACGUUACGUGGAUAAAUAUUCGACGUUUUACAUGGUGGCUGUAUCCUGGUUUUACAUGACAUCUGCCAUGUUCGUCUUAGGAACUCUGCUCAUAGAUCAGCCCUUUCCAACAGACGCUGCAUAUCCAUUUGACGUCGACUACGAACCGUUGAGGACGACAAUCUUUUUGCACCAAAGUUACGUCUGUUUACAGUGUGCUGCAAUGACGAGCUCCAACGCCUACGUUGCUCUGUUGUUGUUGUUCGCGGCAGCACGACUCGAGAUUUUAAUGCUGGAGCUACGCGAUGUUCAUGACUUCGAAGCGUUGAUUCGAUGCAUCAAAAAGUAUUACAGUGUGAGAAGGUACAGAACAAGAUCAGAAUAAAGAACGAGUGAACAACGUUGUACAAGGUCGAAAUAAAGCACACGACAACUAACAAUUUACUCAAGUUUUUGUGAAAUAUAUUUUCAAAAAAAAAAAAAAAUAUAUAUAUAUAUAUACAUGCCGAAUUGAGCAACCUCCUCCUUUUCAAAGUCGGUUAAAAAGCUACACGAAUCC